AGCAUUCACGAAAUUGUCAGCAACACCAUCUCCAAAAAAUCCUAUUUUUGCACAAUAUUUUGGCUUCAACAACAACGAGGUUUGUAAUUAGCCACAGUAUUUUACGAUGGAAAUGUAGAAAGUGACGUUGACCAUCAAUGAAAUGUCAAGUCACAGUGUUGGAUAGUUUGAAAAGCAGAUGUAAAGACGAAGUCAAAAUGACGUGUAAACUGCAUGCACUAUGACUAUGACUCUACAGCAUGGGAAGAAGCAUGGACAAUGUUCCAAUAGAUAUUCAUUACAAUAAGUCACUUGAUAAGUCUAGUAAUUAUAGUUACUGGGUAAGUCCAGUCAUUAUAGUUAGUGGAUUGGUUAAUCAAUCGUCAUCACUGCCACCAGCUAUGGCAGGUGAGAACACUCGUCAUCACUGCCACCAGCUAUGGCAGGUGAGAACACUCUCCGGUGGAGGAGAUAACAACCAUGCUGCAGGGAACGUACAUCAACUACUUUCAUUGUCUGAGAAUCGUUGAUCUGCUCAAGGAGACAGAAGCGGGAAGUAAAAACAUGUUUGGGAGAUCGCAGCGCAUGAAGGAUUGGUGUGAGAUUCUCAAACUACAUGAAAAGGAUGGCGUUUAUUUAGCUGAAGUCGCGCAAAUCUUGAUGAGGAAUGUUAAUUAUGAGGUAACUGCACUGAAGAAACAGAUCGUGAAAUGUAAACAGAUUCAGAAGGAUAUGGGCAAUAAGAUAAAAUCAGAGCUGUUAUCGUUAGUGAAACAUCUUCCUGCCGAGUUUGAUAAAAUAACAACAGCUACCAGGGACCUCAAAGAACCAGUCAACUUGUAUGAAAUGUUCAUCGAGUUCACAUUAAAAAAGUCCACCAUCUUACCGUCCAUGGUUAUAUUUGAAGCGGAGACAUCCACGAUGUUGGGUCAGUUGAAGAGAGAAGAUUACAUGAUCGAGAUUACCGUCCAAGACGAGGCCAGCGUGACACUGGCCUCAAACUUUUACUUCCUGACCGUUCCUAAAGCUGCCUGUGGGAUGAGAAAGGCUAACAUCAAGGUUAAAAGCGUCACAGCUCGGGACAAGAACUUCGUGAUCACACUCUCCAGUGACCAGCCGGCGUUGUUCGUCUUUGUGGAGGCAUGGGGGAUCAAGGGACGAUUCUCUCAAAAUGGUUUCCAUAUGAUGUCUGGACCAAGCAAGGCUCUAACGCUGGUCUUCUAUCCAUGGGAGGUGACGACCGUCAGGGCGUUACAGGAUUCACUCAGGAUCACAUCUCUUAUGGACGUUUAUCAGUUUUGAUUAAUCUCGAAAUGAUAGGGCAAGUUAGGGUGAUAUGAAAGAUUCCAUAUAAGGGUAUUCUAUAGAAAAGACCACUCCAAACAAAGGCUUUCUUCAGAUGAGAUUCAUAAUAAAGGAACCCAAAUUAGAAUAUUUUUAGUUAUAGUGUAUAUAGAUGAAGUAUUAAGCUAUACAUUGUACUUGUAGUUUGUGAUAAAUUUAAACACAUUUAAAGUGUUAUAGUGUUAAAAUAUGUCAAUGAAAUCACUUGCAUCAUUUUCAGCUGAUAUGUACUUACAUGCAAUGCACACCCGUCCAAAUCCCCAGGAAUUGGAUUCCAAAAAUGGUUGGUACUCAAACUUCUCAAACUUAGAUUCCGCUGAGAUACAUGUGACUUUGAACGCAUACACAUAAGCCAGUAUUGAAUGUUCAGUGCAGACCGCAGUAUGAUAGAUCAUGCAAUGGUUUGGGGCCUGUUCUCCUAUGACCAUAGUGUAGUUCACUGAUGAAUUCAUCUGGGUAAAUGUCAUUCAGUGAAGAUUUUGGUUCCAAUUUGGCCAUUUUGAUGCUGUUCAUCACAAGCCAUCAUUUUCUCCGCCGGGAGUAUCUUGUAUCCCUCAUAUGUGUCAUCAGAUUCUACAUUUGGACUGGUGUGCAAUGCUAUUGAGUUGGUAUGGCCUGCCAAUGAGGAAAUGAAUCUUUUAGAACCUUUUCUUUUGAUCCAUUUUGCAAUUGCAAGAAUAUCAUUUUGAAUAACAAUGUAGUAAUUCACAUGGCCGUUGUGCACUGAUACCGUAAUCUUUGCAAUGAAACUUGACUAUUGAAAGGGGGUUAUCAGCAGAAGCUGGGGGCAGGGGGAGGUCAACAGGUGUUCUACGUGUGACUAAUAUGCACGAUUAGAGAACUGCGUCUUGUGUCAUCUUUUUCUCAUUGUUCCGUAUAUGGUAUAAAGAACAGUGAAAUAGUAGUAGUGGCACCUAUCAGCAGCUUCAUGUAACUUAAUCUGGCCCAACUGGCUCCUGCCUUUAGUCUGUGAAAUUAGUAGAUGUAUCCAACUGAUAGAAUGAAUAAUACUCAAAUGAUAGUUGUAAGGGAACAUCUCAAAAAUACUCUUUGCCAUAGUGGUUGAAAUCUAUACAUCGCUUUGGAUACCUACAGAAAAUUUGACCAAUCGUUUUAAUUGACAGAGAAUAUACUUUCCAUGAGAUGUAAAUAGUGUGUUCGAUUUGCACCGCACUUGGGUAAGCAUCAGAUCUUGCGGCCUGAAGGGCAGGCCCAGUGCGGCCUGAAGGGCAGGCCCAGUGCGGCCUGAAGGGCAGGCCCAGUGCGGCCUGAAGGGCAGGCCCAGUGCGGCCUGAAGGGCAGGCCCAGUGCGGCCUGAAGGGCAGGCCCAGUGCGGCCUGAAGGGCAGGCCCAGUGCGGCCUGAAGGGCAGGCCCAGUGCGGCCUGAAGGGCAGGCCCAGUGCGGCCUGAAGGGCAGGCCCAGUGCGGCCUGAAGGGCAGGCCCAGUGCGGCCUGAAGGGAAGGCCCAGUGUGGCCUGAACGUGAAUUCCCUCGUGCCAGGCCCGAGUAAAAGUAGUAUUAACAAUAUGAUUUGACACCGAACCGAAGAUGUGGAAACUACAAAAAUUAAUACUAAAUUGGCCACAUUUUCAAACUUCAAAAUCAUUGGGAAAAUGUUGAUUGAAUGAUGGUGGAAGUUCGAAAAAAAAUGCCAUUUGACUGGGAAAAGACGGACCCCCAUGAAAUUCUCUCAAGACAUAAGCAAUUUUGAGAUGAUCCCUGCGUUCUGAGAACAUUGUGAUAGAUUUUGAAAAAAUAAAAUUCCACGAUUUUCCUA
Molecule: messenger RNA, 3100 nt
Organism: Lineus longissimus
Lineage: Eukaryota; Metazoa; Nemertea; Pilidiophora; Heteronemertea; Lineidae
Product: CDK5 regulatory subunit-associated protein 3-like
Exons: 9
Coding region: 460-1281 (273 amino acids)
Biological process (GO): regulation of cyclin-dependent protein serine/threonine kinase activity; regulation of mitotic cell cycle
Cellular component (GO): endomembrane system
Source: RefSeq, a predicted model, not a curated record